Messenger RNA from Striga hermonthica, 402 nucleotides. Lineage: Eukaryota; Viridiplantae; Streptophyta; Magnoliopsida; Lamiales; Orobanchaceae. The record is from the annotation of a GenBank genome assembly.
AUGGCCACACUACACAAAUCCUCUUCCUCAAACACCACGCUAGACUUCGAUUGCAAAUACAAACUCUUUGUCAAAAACAAUCUUCCUUAUACUCGGGGACAAUUUGGCACGAUGCUUUCCGUGCAUUGUUUUAGCAGGUACGAAGACUUUGGAUAUGACCUCAUUGGGCUCGACAGAACCGUCAAUUUUACUCUCUGCUCCAACCCUCGCUCGACUCAGUACCUUUGCACUCUCCAAUGGGUUAACAAAACGGUAGAUAUAACCAUACGCGCGUUUGAAGCGUAUAAUGAUGAUAGAUGCUACCGAACAAAUCUAUGCUUUUACGCGGCUUUAAGAGAUGGCAUUUACUUCACCGGGAACUACCCGCCUACGGACUUGACGUUGAAUCAUCCGUGGUCUUGA